AUGAGCAAUAUUAGUGUAUCGUCAUCAUCAUCGUCUUCGUCAUCGUCGGGAAUAUUUAAAAGACCCCAGUUUCCGAUAGAAAAUAAAAAUAAAAAUAUUUCAUCAAUUUUAAAAGUAAAUUUGUUCGAUACUGUUGGCCAGUUUUUACAAGAUGAUACAGUUUUCGAUGUAAUAGAUGAUACUUUAAAGCAUACCCAUUCAAUAGAAUUAACAACAAAUGAAUUUAUAGAUUGUGAUAAUGCAACAACAGUCACAAAGCCAAUCAAUGAUAAACCUACAUCUCCAGAUAUUAGAAACAGUAGCAAUAGUAAUAUUAAUAGUAGUAAUAACGAUAAUAAAAUUUCUUCACCAAAAGAUAUUAUAGAAAGUGAUAUAUCCAAUGAUGACAAAGAUUUUGAUUUUAAUACAAUCGAGGUAUUAGAUACAUUGAUCGAUUUUGAUAAUAGAAAAUCAACUUCUCACUCUACUUUAAUAAUAAAUCCUAUUAAUAAAAAUAAUAGUAAUAAUAGUAAUAAUAAUAAUAAUAUUAAUAAUAAUGGUAAUAAUAAUAAAAUUAAUAAUAAUGCAGUAUUACUAUCACCAUCUAGCAUAAAAAGAAAACCAACUAUAAAUAAUGAACCACCAUCUGCCAAGGAUCCAAAUGAUAUUUCUUCUUUAAUUAGUGAUAUUGACUCAUUAGUUUUCGAUUUAACAGAUAUUCAGGAGGACUUAGAAAGGUCAUCAAUUAGAGUCUCUUUUAGUUGCGAUGAUGAUAUUGCACCCAAUUUAGAAAUCAAUCAAAAUAAUAAUACCAGUAUUGAGGAAAUGUUAGAUAGCACCACACACACUCCAGUAAGACAAUCAAUAGAUAUGGAUUUAGAUGAUAUUACAAAAAAAGAUUUACCACAAGAAAUUUUAGAUAUUAUGUCAUCAAUUUCAUUAUCACCACCAAAGAAAUCAGUUUCCUCUUCAUUUAUAAAUAUUAAAAAGAAAAAUAAUAGUAGUUAUAUAUCAUCACAAAAAGAUCUCAGUGACAAUAACAAUGUAGAUGACGAAUUUAGAUCAAUAAUUGCAUUUUCACCCCCCAAAAAAUCAAGUUCUUCAUUUGUAAUACCAAACUCUUCAAUAGAAGAUUUAAACAAUACAUCCAGUGUAUCAUCAAUAAUUGUACCAAUAUCUAAUAAUGACUCAGAUCAACAAAUAAAAGAAAAAGAUGAAAAAGAUGAAAAAGAUGAAAAAGAUGAAAAAGAUGAAAAAGAUGAAAAAGAUGAAAAGGAAGAAAAAGAGGAAAAAGGAGAUAAAGAAGAAAAAAUUAUAAAAGAAGAGAUAAAAAAUAUUCAAGAUGGUAAAAGAAUUUCAUUAAAAAUAUCACAAUCUCAAAUACCAAUUGUUUUUGGAUCUCCAUCAAAAGAAUUAAAUGAUGAAUCCCACAACAUAUCACCACUAAAAUCUAGAUUGGUUAUUCACAAUACAAUUCUAGAAUCCGAAGAACAAAAUAAUGAUGCUGAACAAAAUAUUCCACCAAAAUCAGCACCACAACCAAUUCAAAAAUCAAAUAAUAUUGCAACAAGUAGAAAUGAAAAUCUUGGUUUAUCAUUAGAAAAUAAUUUUGAGUUUUCGCCACUCAUGUCUCCACCUUUAUCUCCAUCAUCAGCUUCAGCAAUAUCUCCACCUUUAUCUCCAUCAUCCCCUUUGCCUUUAAGUAUUGAAGAUAAACCAAUAGUUUCAACACCAAGUUUUGAAAAUUUAUUAUUAUCAUCGUCAACUUCAUCAACAUCAUCAAUUUCAUCAAAUACCUCAUCACAAAUGAAUUCAUUAAUUCACGAAACUAUAAGCGUACUCCCAACACCAUCACAUUCAACUCUUAAAGGUUCUACUGGUACAAAUUCUAAUAAAUAUUAUAAUAAAACCAUUAAAUCACAACCAAAAGCUAUUCAAAAGCAAUUGUCAGCAUCUAAAUUUUCAGAAAUUUCAAAUACACCUGUAUCAGCUCCUGUACUCUCAUCAUCUACUCCAAUAUUACCACAAUUGCAACAAUCUAAUGAAUCUACUCCACCACCACCACCAUCACUACCACCACAACAACAAAAAUGGGUUGUUGGUAACUCUAAAGGUAAACUUUUUGUUACACCUCUAUCAAAUUCAACAUCAUCCAUAAAAACUUUAUCAAGUGAUUCAUCUGAUCUUUCUCUUUCAGGUGACUCGAUUUCAAGUGGUAUAAGUUCCAAUACUAGUGGUAAUACUAUUGUUAUUAGAAAUAAAAUGAAGAACCAUAUAUGGAGAAAAUCAAAUAUGACAGGUCCAAAUAUAGGCCCAAUUGCUCAACACCCAAGAUCAAUAACAGAUCCAAUGAAAUAUUCAUUCGAUAGAGAAUCUAUUGUUAAUUUGGAUCCAAAUAAUGCGCCAAUGAAACAUAGAUCUACUUUCCCAGGAGUUAUACCACAACAUAAUGAUAAUAACAACAAUAAUAAUAAUAAUAGUAAUUCAGCCUCAAAUAGUUUAAAUUCUUCAUUAUCCUCAGUUAAUACAGCCACAACCUCAUCAACAACAUCACAACCAAUAGUAAUGACAAAUCAAAGAAAACUAAGCGCAAACAAGAGUUCAUCACAUUAUAUUUCAUCGCCAAUUUUAAUAUCAUCUGUAAUUCCAGUUUUACCAGUUACACCAUCAAAUACAAUUUUAAUUUUUGAUGAAAAUGGCAUAGAAAGAUCAAGCUUAUCAGAACCAAACUUUAAAACUCUUUCAAGAAGUGCAAGUAGUUUAAGUGGUAGUUUGAAUAAUAAUGGAAUGAAACAAAGAAUAGAUUUGGAAAACCCAAGUAAAGUUAAAAAAGUUAAAGAAUUAUUAAGAAAUUAUAAAAAUAAAGUUAUAACAUUAAUUAACAAAGUUUAUAGAGAAGCAGAAAAUGUAUUAGAGAAUAAAAAAGAAAUUCUAAAAAAGUAUGGAAAAAGAAAUAGAGGUUAUGUUGCAAAUCAUCAAUUUGAAUUAUCCAAAUUAUAUAGAGAAUAUUAUUCACACAAGCUUUUAACCAAAGAAAUGGAGUUACAGUUAAGCAAAGAAAGAAUAGAAUUUUUAAAAUUAAAACUAAUAGAUAUUGGCAAUUUAAUAAAACUUUUAGAUGACUAUUUUAAUGAUGGUAGCUCCCCAUUCACUCAAACUCCAAGUGGUUAUAUUUCAUUAACUGUUGGCCAACCACCAACCAAAGAAGUUUUGGAUUCUUACCAACCAUCACUUUCACCAUCUUCAAUGUCACCAGUUUCUUCAACAUCAUCACUUCCAACAAUAAUAUCAGUACAAAAGAAAAACAUAAUAGUUUAUUCUUCAUUCUUUUUAAAAACUGAUAUACUUUUAAAUAAAAAUACAUACAUUUCAAGAACUCGUAAAAAAUUAAAAUCAAUAUAUGAAUUAGAAAAGAAAUUUAAAUUAAAUUAUAAAAUUUAUUAUUUUAAUAUUUAUUCAAACGAUUCAAUGGAAAAAAGAGAAUUAAGAUUAAAGAAUUUAAUUCAACGUGCAAAAAAGAGUAAAGAAAUCGAAAAUAUAAUUCCAUGGGAUAAAAAUUAUGAUAUUCAAAACGAAUUUUCAACAAUGAUGUGGGAUACCAGAUUUAUGGAAGGAAAGCAAAUAUCGCAACUUAUCAAUAUUAUUUCAGAUGAUUGUGCAAAUGCAAAUACUAUUAAACCAAUCGAUAUCGAGGUAUUUGUAGAAAAGUUCUGUGAACAUUUAAUUAAUAUUUACCAUUUAGUAGUUAAACCAUCACCACCUUCACAUCAGCCCCCACCAACACCGACCACAAUUUCAAAUGAUUUCAUUUUAAAUCAUAAUCAUAAUCCACACAAAAACAGCACUGUAAUGAAAGUAGGUGAUUCAUUAGCAAACCAUCACUUUGGAUCACAACAAAUGUCUUAUGAUGAGAUGGUAGCCAAGUAUCAUCAACAAUAUAAAGAAACCUAUUCAUUAUUAUCUCAACUCUUUAAAAGAUGUUUCUACACCGAGAUUUCACCAUUAAUAAAAGUUAUUUUAGCUAGAGAGGUUGGCCCAUCAGCAUUAGAGUAUAAUUUAGAAUUGGAAAAGAAAAUGGAACAACACAAAGGCAAAACUUUAAAAGAUUUAAAUAUGCUCCCAUCAAAUUUCCCAGAUGAUUAUGACUGGACAUUCAUGUACGCUAAUGGUAAAAACCCAUUCGAACAAUCAAUUUCUUUUUUGAACGAUUUGGCCUAUCUUUCAGCACCAGUAGAUUUGGUUCAUAGUAUUCAACAAGCAGUUAGUACAAUUUGCAGCACUUGUAAUGAAAUUUUAAAUGGUAUUACAUUUGGUCAAAACUAUCACAAGGUUUUAGAAAACUCAUCACUACUAAAAUCAAUUCGUGGAGGUCAUAAAGAUGAUUCAUCAUUAAACGUAAACAACACUGGUUCAAACAUUUCAAUUUCAUCUGCAUCCUCGUCAUCAUCAUCUGAAAACUUAUCUCAACUAAGUUUUGUAGCUUCUAAAGCUGGUAUACAUCCACAAGUUAUUCAACAACAUCACAUACAAAUGAAACAACAACAACAUCAAUUAGCAAAUCGUUCAAUGCCAACUCAUUCCCUCAGUGCCGACGACCUUUUCCCAGUUUUAAUUUAUUGUAUUAUGAAUAGCAACAUUUUACCAAUUUCAGGAUAUAUUUGCUCUUUUAUUGAACAGUUCUCAAGUGAGUUAGAAACAAGCGGUGAAUUUGGCUGGUGUGCCGUUUCGUUUCAAGCUGCUAUUUCUCACUUAAAUCAUAUGUAA
Molecule: messenger RNA, 4743 nt
Organism: Dictyostelium purpureum
Lineage: Eukaryota; Evosea; Eumycetozoa; Dictyosteliales; Dictyosteliaceae
Exons: 3
Coding region: 1-4743 (1580 amino acids)
Source: RefSeq, a predicted model, not a curated record